CACAUAUUUAGCUAUUAUUGUUAUUAAACAAACAAACGAAACGAUGKCGAAAAUAGGCGAAACAAAAAUACCAAUUAAUGAAUUCCUCGACGCAUACAGACGCCAACCAUGCCUCUACAAUUCACUAUUGGACACCUAUAAGAAUCGUGUGGCCCGCGAAGAAGCAUAUGAAGCGAUAAUUAGAACAUUGAAAAUACCGCAACUGACAGUGCUCGAUAUUAAAUUGAAAAUCAAAAGCGUACGCACCGUUUACACAAAAGAAUUACGAAUAUUGAUGCGAGAGAAGGAGAUGGGCCGAUGCUAUGAACCAAAACUAUUUUGGUUUAAGCGCGCAGAUGCAUUUCUGCGCGCCGUUUCGCUAUCCCAUUGCAAACGCGUUAAGAGCAAAGAUGCAAAAGUAGUCAUCAAAAAGGAAACACCACAGAAAAUGGUGCUCAAUGCCGCUAGCCAGAUAAUUCAGGAUGCAGUGCAGCAGCAAGAGCAACAACAUCAGACGAAGGAUAAUCAUGAUGAGCUGGAAUCGAAUGGUCAUAUAGAUGAUGUAUUUCAUACGGAUGUGGAUGAGCAUGCUAAAACGACUAUGACCACAGGCACUAAUACCAAUAUACCUCCAAACGCAAGCAGUCAAACGGACGAUCUACAGAGCAUCUGCUCGGCACACUCCAUACGCAAUAAAAGUGAACUCAUCAUUGACGACUCGCAGCUAGGCCUUAUGGAACAGCAGCAACAACAGCAGCACCAGCAACAACAGCAGAAUCAGCAGCAGCAACAGCAAACGUUGCCGCGUAAAUUAAAGUAUAUGAACUAUGGGCAAAGCCAACAACAACAGACACAGAGACUAGCAACGCCCUUUCCGUCACCAUCACCAUCACAACAUUUGGAAUUAGCCACAAAUGGAAAUCCAAACUUGAGCUUCUCUGGCGGCGAUGAUGAUCUGUUUGCCUUUGGCCAAAGUAUUGCCUCACAAUUAAGGUCGAUAGUCGAUCCAUAUGCCCGGUCCGUGGCGAAGCUGCGCAUACAGCAAGUCCUCUUUGAGGCAGAGACCGGCCAAAGUAGCGAAGCAGUCAAUACGACGCAUCUGCAUAGUUUUUAGCAGUGCAACAAAAAGACCACUAUAAAUCUAUAAAU
Drosophila arizonae is the source of this 1128-nucleotide messenger RNA. RefSeq lists its product as uncharacterized. The record is from RefSeq and is a predicted model, not a curated record. NCBI's taxonomy places the organism in Eukaryota, Metazoa, Arthropoda, Insecta, Diptera, Drosophilidae.